UCUCGCCUAAACGAAGCAGACGGGGAAACAUGGCAGCUACCACCGACAGAAAGUUGGACAUCUCGGCGUCUAUCGCUGGCAUUUUGAGGGAAGAGCACUGCCCCGAGCACUUGCAGGUUUUAAAAGCCUUCACGGCUGCAUUACGGGACAAGGAAUACAGAGAUGCUGUGGAGGAGGAGGCGUUCUCCAGCCUCCUGAAGGUCUUGUCCCGACUGCGCGAUGAGCUUAUGGCUGUGAGCUGUGACGACCAGGACCUGCAGUCUGUCGCCCUGCAGCUGCAGCUGACCGCUGAGUGCUUCAGGGCACAGAGGAACGCCUGGUCCCAAAGUACUCGCAACCAGAGUCUGCUCAGGGAGCUCGGCUUCAUUGAUGUAUCCCUUAAACACCUGAGCUUCCUUCAGAACACGCAUGUGGAGCGCAGAGAUGGCAUUUUUGAACCUCUUCGUUGUGGGAUCCAGUUCCUCGGUAACAUGUCGGUUGGAAACCAAACGUGUAAAGAUGAUAUUUGGCAGCUGAGCUUUCCAAAAUCUUCUCCAGUAAGUUUUGUGUGCCACAGUUUGCAGUUGCAGCUGCUCAGUGUUGAUGACGAGAAGGCGGUAAACUAUGCCUCUAUGGUACUCCACACAUGUCUGGAUGAAGCCAAGGUGGAAGAACUUUGUGAUCCACAGAACAUCCACCUGGCACUCAAGGUGAUGGAGCUCUGCAGGACCCAACCUGACGUGGACUGGACGGUUAUCAUUGCUACUCAGUAUUUCCUCAAGUCUUCAGCUCUGGUGGAGGCAUGUACUCCUGGAAUGUCUCACCAUGAAAGAGUUACUCUUUUAGAGCUGCUCUCUGCCCAGCUACAAGAGGAGGACUCGGAGGAGUGUGGCAUCCCUUCCGAUGUGGCUCGCUUCCUGGCUACUUCCUUCCAGGAAGGUUGUUGGGCUGUGCUGACACUCGCUACUGGCUCUGCUUCCAGUGAUGAGGUACAGAUAGAGGCACUGACGGUGAUUAGUUUGCUGGACGUGCUGUGUGAGAUGACCUCCGCACCACAGUUCAUGUUCCUCCAGGACCAUCCUGACCUUCUAGUGACUACUGUUGAGCUCCUGCGGCAGGUGCACGCUAUCGGGAAGGCCAGUAAGAACAUUUUCAGUGCUGCUCAGAACUUCUCCUUCAGUGCAGAUGCAGACCCUUCCUCCCAAUCUCCUGUCAUCAGCUUCAAGGCCCACCUCAUCAGGCUGAUAGGAAACCUCUGUUACAGCAACACCGACAACCAGAACAAGGCGAGAGAACUGGAAUGUAUCCCCCUCAUCCUGGACAACUGCAACUUGGACAGCAACAACCCAUUUAUCAGCCAGUGGGCCAUCUUCACCAUCAGGAACCUCCUAGAACACAACACGCAGAACCAGGAGCAGGUCGCCGCCCUGGAACGCCGUGGCACCGCUGACUACUCGGCACUCAGGGAGUUGGGUUUCCUGGUGGAGGAGCGAGAUGGAAGCUUGCUGCUCAAAACUGUGAGGAAAGACUCUUGAAGGCCUUAGAGGAGCAGCCAGGAGCGAGGGGGCCCUCAACCCACAAACAGGUUUCCAUUUGUUUAGAAAGGAGUACAGUACAGUCCUCUUGUUGUGCUACAAGCCUCAUUAAUGUUACCGAAUACUUAAGCUUCAUCUGUGGGUGAAUUACCUCUCCACUACUAAACACACACAUGUUGUGCCUGUCCAGAAUAACUUGACAGCCACAUUGCCGAUAGUUUCAGAAGAACAACGCUUUAGAAUUUUAUUUCAUCAGAGAAGUAUGCAUAAAUGACUUGACUACCUUUUAGUAAUGGCGCCACUCAUGCCCAAAUGGGUUUUGAGGUAUUCUUGAUACACAAAAGGCCCAUGGGGUGUAAAAGAGGAGGUCAAAACAUCAGGAGCGCUUGUUUUGUCUUGACCAGAGUCUGGGAAAUGAAGAGUUUGGGAGAGGUGAGCACAUGCUGGUUCCUUUGGCCGGGCUGAUGCUUUGUGGUUUAAUCCAAAGACAAAGAGCACCACAGUAGCCGGACUUUUCACUUCUCACAGACACUGAUGUUACCAGCAGGGGUUGGGGUUUAAUCCCAGGCCCAUAGUGACUUCUGCAGUAACCGCAAAAACAGAGAAUGACCAAAACAUGAUGUAAUCAACCCCUCACCGCCUUAGCUACUUAAAUAGUGGUUUCGUUGCCAGAGAGACAUUCCAACGCUUACAACUAUUUCUCUAAACAGGCAUGACAUUAAUAUUAUAAUCUCAGAACAUCUCUGCAAAAUGCAAUACUGGAUCUAAUAACUGAAGCUAUGCAUGUUUUGUAAUUAAGAACUGCUCCGUAUACAACAUGAGCUUAUUACUGGAUCUCUGCUUCUUGUAUUAAGGCAAUAACAGUAAUGAGUUUUAUACUCAAACAUAGUGUCAUUAAUGUAAUCUUAUUCCCCAUCAUCUUAUUCUUAAUCAUCUAUUUCAAUCCUAUUCCAUAGUACUAGAUAAAUAGGAGCUAAGGGCUGAUGGCAUGCAUCAUAGAUCAUUAACCAUCUUUAGACUUACAACUUUGAGUUUGUGUUUUACAACCUUUUGAGCUUGCUGUAUUUAAGUUUUACCAGACUCCAUAGACUUUCUUAGAGUUUUAGUGAAUACUGUACUUCCUUUCUAGAUGGAGGUGCGUGUGUGUGUGUGUGCGCGCAUGUGCGCUUCUUUUUUCGAUAAGAUAUCGUGAUGGUGUUUCAGUAGCCGAUGAAUGAGAUCAUACUCAUAGUGUACGUCCAAAGAGUGAAUGAGUUGAGGGAAGUCGGACCAGAGCCAUUAGUUUGCAGAAUGACAUCGCUCCUCCCGUUGCUGGAUAAGCUGAGCAGUCCUGACACCCUCAACAAUGCAGUGCUUUACUGGCCUGCUCCACCCUGUUUGCUCUGCCUCUGAUUUUUAAUGACAAAAUGUAUUGAAACAGAUCGGCUGGACUCUCCCUCAAUCCGCCGGCAUAGUGAAGGGAGCUUAUGCGGUUCCGGUCCCCAGGAUUUCAGACAGCUAACAAAACAGCUGUUACUUGCGCUUGACUGACUGGCUGCAAUGCUUUUCAGCCCCACAGGAAAGAGGCUGUGCGAGUCAGUCGGGCUGAAUGAGGUGGCAUGGCCGCCUGUACACAUCAGUCAAGGCCAGAAGUUCUUGUGUUUCCCAUAUCAGCGUUUUAUACCGCAGGCCUCUACUAUAUUGUAUUGGCACCUUCUGGUUUGAUAUUCGCCUGCAACAACGGGGUGUUAAUUAGUAUUGAUGCUUUGGUCAAACUAUGUUUAUAUAAUGCUUAAUAAAGUAUUGUGUGUGUGUGUGACAAA
Molecule: messenger RNA, 3316 nt
Organism: Cyclopterus lumpus (lumpfish)
Lineage: Eukaryota; Metazoa; Chordata; Actinopteri; Perciformes; Cyclopteridae
Gene: atxn10
Product: ataxin 10
Biological process (GO): neuron projection development
Cellular component (GO): cytosol
Source: RefSeq, a predicted model, not a curated record